This is a messenger RNA of Hylaeus volcanicus, 3728 nucleotides long. It is a transcript of the gene hpo, whose product is annotated as serine/threonine-protein kinase 3. Gene Ontology annotation, molecular function: protein serine/threonine kinase activity; ATP binding. The transcript has 10 exons. Gene Ontology annotation, cellular component: cytoplasm. Lineage: Eukaryota; Metazoa; Arthropoda; Insecta; Hymenoptera; Colletidae. The coding region runs from base 208 to 1794 and encodes 528 amino acids. Gene Ontology annotation, biological process: protein phosphorylation; regulation of MAPK cascade; protein tetramerization. The record is from RefSeq and is a predicted model, not a curated record.
GCCAUCUACAACCCUGAAUGGUCGAUGGUUUUCGAUAUUUCGGUUGUGUGGUUACUUUAAUUUAUUGACAAAAAUGUAACACUUCUAUUUUAAAUUGACUAUGUUUUUACAACCGGAAUGAUACCCGUUUUAUUCAAGUUAAGUUAUUUGUGUAAAUAUUGACGGUGUUUUUAUUCAAGUAAGAACUCGUUGACGCGAAAAGCGAAAAUGUCUUCGAAGAGUGAAUUAAAAAAGUUGUCAGAGGAAAGUUUAACAAGACAACCUGAAGAAGUGUUUGACAUAAUAUGCAAGUUAGGAGAGGGAUCCUAUGGGUCGGUUUACAAAGCAUUACACAAAGAAAGUGGACAGGUACUUGCUAUCAAACAAGUGCCUGUCGAUACAGACUUACAGGAAAUCAUAAAAGAGAUUUCCAUCAUGCAACAGUGUGAUUCUCCAUAUGUUGUUAAAUAUUAUGGAAGCUACUUUAAAAAUACUGAUUUAUGGAUUGUAAUGGAGUACUGUGGAGCUGGAUCUGUCAGCGAUAUUAUGAGGUUAAGGAAAAAGACGCUACAGGAAGAUGAAAUAGCAACAAUCCUCAGUGAUACCUUAAAAGGUUUAGAGUAUCUUCAUUUGAGAAGAAAGAUACAUAGAGACAUUAAGGCAGGAAAUAUCUUGCUCAAUAAUGAGGGGCAUGCAAAACUAGCAGAUUUUGGAGUGGCCGGACAAUUAACUGAUACAAUGGCGAAACGCAACACAGUCAUAGGAACUCCAUUCUGGAUGGCUCCAGAAGUAAUACAAGAAAUUGGAUACGAUUGCGUUGCAGACAUAUGGUCCCUGGGUAUAACUGCUUUAGAAAUGGCAGAAGGCAAGCCACCGUAUGGCGACAUACAUCCUAUGAGAGCAAUAUUUAUGAUACCGACUAAACCACCACCUAGCUUUAGGGAACCUGACCAGUGGAGUUCUGAAUUUAUCGAUUUUGUCAGUAGGUGCCUUGUUAAAAAUCCAGAAGAAAGAGCUACUGCAACUGAGCUUCUGUAUCAUGAAUUUAUAGGUAAUGCAAAACAGCCAAGUAUUCUGAGUCAAAUGAUCGCGGACGCUCAUGAAAUACGAGAAAAACAGAGCGCUCAUCGAGCUCAUGUUAUCAACAAUGUAGCAAUAAAAAAUCAAAACCAAACAGAAGACUCGGAUGAAGAAGACUGUAGCGGGACGAUGAAACCUCUACCAGAAGAUACAGGAACCUUAGUACCAAGUCAUGAUCUUCCAGAUACUGGAACACUUGUUUCUGCAAUGUUAGACUUGGGAACAAUGGUUAUUAAUAGUGACACAGAUACAGAAGCAACUAUGAAACGUCACAAUACAGGGUCAGUUGAAUCCGGAAAGAAAUACCGGCCACUAUUUUUAGAUCAUUUUGAUAAGAAGGAAGCACCUGAAAUAGGAAAGGGUAAUGGACAAAUACUUGGAGCACACAAUCCAGAGAAUGAAAGUAAAUUAGAAUUACGAAGCCCGACAGAAUCGCAGAGGUUUCAAAGCCAUCUACAGUUACAGCUUAACCAGAUCUCUCACCCUGUACAAGAGCAACCUCAUAAUAACAUAUCCAAGUUCCAAAAUGUCUUCGCGGAACGCGAUUUCGACUUCAUAAACAACCAUAUCCUGCAGCUGAAGUUUCUCUCAUACGAGGAACUACAGCAACGAAUGGCUAAUCUGGACGCAGAAAUGGAGCGGGAAAUCGAUGAGCUAAGAAGAAGGUACCAAACGAAGAGACAACCAAUUCUUGACGCCAUGGAUACCAAACGAAAACGUCAGCAGAACUUCUAACAGUUUGGUUAAUUUUUUUUAUGCAAAUAGGUGUGAUGACGAUAGAUAAAGGGUGUACAGUUGUAUAAAUGAAUAGAUUUUAUGCGUCUCGUCCUUAACUUCGUCAAAGAGAGGAACAUUGACUUUCCGAUUACGUGUUUAGCAAACGAAAAGAGUAACAGCAAUUAAAAGUAUUUUCUUCUCUUUCUAAGCCAGUGUUCUUCCUCUUUGUGAAUUACGAACGAGUAACUAAUACUAGCUAAUAGCCUCACGUCACCAAUGUAAAUUAUUUUACAUGAUUUAGGUGAACAAUCAUUAUACUUAAUUUUUUAUUAUUACGUUUACCUGUCUAUUGUUAAAUAUGCUAUUCUUAUAGAAGUAUUAUGGAAUCUCCUCAGCAUUCUUUACAAACUAAAGCAAAGAGAGAAAAAAAAACAAAAAGAAAUCGAAUGCAAUGGGAGUGGAAGAAUUAUUAUGCCAUAUUUGCAAUUUUUAUUAAGAAAUCAGUGAGGAUCCACAUGAAAUUGAUAUUCGGUUUUCGUCUUACGCUAGUCACCUAUUAUGCCAUUUAUUUUAUCCAUAAUAUUACAUUAACAAGUAUCAUCACUCAUACGAAAUACAUGCAUGGAGAUCAUCCCGAAAAUAUAUUUAUAUAACCUUUGCGCUAACAUAUUGUUUAUUUGCAAAACAAUUUCUGGUAAGUGAGCAAACUUUAGAAAGUGUUAAAGAAUUUACUCCUUUUUUUACUGCCAUAGAUAUUAUUACGAGUUUACUCACAGAUAUUAAUGUUAGGUUAUGUAACGUUCGUUUUUACGUCAAAUGACUUAGGUUUAAAGUUUUGUAAAUGGAAAUUACUGAGAUUGUUUGGUAGCGUUUUUAUACCAUUCAAGACUAAGGAUGAGAGUGGUAACAUCUCAAAGUUGAAUAUAUGUGACGAAUGAACUUACUGAAAUUAGUCUUCCGUAUUAGAACGUAUUUCAAUAUUUCGCUAAUUCGUGAAAUCAGUAUUUAAAUUGUUGAGAAUAAUCAUCACAAAUGGCAAGAUCUGUAAUAUUUAUAGAUUUAUAUAAAUUUGUACUUUAUGGAAAUGCAUUUUUUCUUUCUUUCUUUCUUUUUUUUUUUUUUUUUUAAUAAUUUUCAUAUGUAAGAUUAUCAAAUAUGUUAUCAUUGUGUUUUCUGUAAAAAUUUCGAUGAAUGUUGGUAUACAUAGUACCAGUAGAACAGUAACGCAUGUAUGUACUGUCGAGAAUGCUACAACAUAGUGGAGUAAUUCUUUGCUGACGUUGGGCUAUUUUAAAAAGUAGCGGAAAUAGAUUUAUAAUACUUAAACGCUAUAGCCAGAACUGACUUUUCUGUUUAUUUAGAAAAUAACAGUACAGAAUAAUAACAUAUUUUUGAUAUAGAAAAUAUGCACAUUACAAUCUAAGGAGAUUCGAAUAUUAAUUAUUAAAUCCAGUCUUUAUAUGGCCCUACCAUAACACACAAUAUUAUCAUAAUAAUAGCGUUGGGUUCCACUGUUAACAUGAAGAGCAGAUAAAUAAGUUAUAAUCUAAAAAAGUAAUAUUUCUACUGUUUGAUGAAAAAUAGAGCGCACCAUUCACUGUGACAUGCGACUCCAUCAACAUAUAUGCGUUAAUAAUGUAACAGAAACGAAUAAAUUUUAUUCCUGCAGAAUUACACGUUCGAUAGAACUUAAAACGUUUCACCACUUUAAGGCUAAUACGUGUUCCCAACUUUAUGAAACAGCAACAUGGGGGAGUAGACUUUAAUAUUGGCCUUGUUUCCAGCUAUUAAUACGAGACACUGCCUUUUACGUAUUUAAUUUGAUUAAUAAUAAAAUAUUGUGCAUACUGCGAUUUAUUUCAGUUUUCUUUUUUUACAUCAGAUACUUUCGUUACUUUGUCAAAUAAAAUGUAAGUACAUUAUAUAAAAAUUUAUAUUUUCUUUUCUUACGA